Messenger RNA from Osmerus eperlanus (European smelt), 1990 nucleotides. It is a transcript of the gene paox, whose product is annotated as polyamine oxidase. NCBI's taxonomy places the organism in Eukaryota, Metazoa, Chordata, Actinopteri, Osmeriformes, Osmeridae. Bases 136 to 1668 code for a protein of 510 amino acids. Gene Ontology annotation, molecular function: polyamine oxidase activity. The record is from RefSeq and is a predicted model, not a curated record. The transcript has 10 exons.
GAAAAUGGCACUACAGUAUCCUUCAGUUUGCGGAACUAGAAACAUUACCACGAGUGUCCGAAGUGCGCCCAGCUGACGCGGAAGACAUAGUGUGUUGCUCCCCGUCCCCGUUUCUUAUCGGACCAGCGACCUGUUAUGAAAAGUGAGGCUAGGAUGGCUUGUAGUUUAGACUCCAGGAUAGUUAUCAUUGGAUGUGGAAUAUCAGGCAUUGGAGCAGCUCAAAAACUAAUUAAGAAUGGUUUUCGCAACGUGCGUAUCAUCGAAGCUACUGCGAGGAGCGGGGGAAGGAUUCGCACAGGGAGAAUGGGUAACAACAUUAUAGAGGUAGGAGCUAACUGGAUUCAUGGUCCAUGUGAAGAGAAUCCAGUGUUCUGCCUGGCCCGUCAGUAUGGCCUACUGGACCCUGAGGCCCUAACCCCUGAGAAUCAGGCCAUGGACAUCGGAGGACACCCCCCAUGGGUGCCCAAUUGGUUCAGCAGCUCAGGGCGUAAGCUCGGCGUGGACGAAAUGGCUCCAGCUGUGAGCCUGUUUGCGGAGUUGCUGGAGCAGAGUACAGACUUCACCCAGGGAGGAGAAACCUGGGCCAGCGUGGGAGAGUUCCUACGCGCACAGGUGCCUAGGCAGGCAGCCAAGCAGUGGCAGGGGGAGCAGGCCUCCACUAGGGCGCUGCGUCUGUCUAUGGUCAGCACGCUGCUGAAGACUGAGUGCUGUGUGAGCGGGACACACUCCAUGGACCUGGUGGGUCUGGGGGCCUUCGGACUGUACAAGACCCUGCCAGGCCUGGACUGCACAUUCCCCAGAGGCUACGGCGGCCUGAUCGACAACAUGAUGAAGGAGCUUCCUGGCGGUAUAGUGUCCUACAGGCGACCUGUUCACUGUGUUCACUGGGGCAGGGACAGGACAGGGGACACGGGGCAGGCCCCCGUGGUGGUGGAGUGCCAGGACGGGGAGAGGAUCCCUGCUGACCAUGUCAUCGUCACUGUUCCUCUAGGGUACCUGAAAAAGCACCACGCCACCCUACUCAGCCCCCCUCUCCCCCUCCACAAGCAGCACUCUGUCCAGAGGCUGGGCUUUGGCACCAACAACAAGAUCUUUGUGGAGUUUGAGUCUCCCUGGUGGGACGCCGACUGUGAGGUCAUCUAUCUGGUGUGGGAGGAUGAGGUGGACCUGGUAGACCAGGUGUCGGAUGUGGAGAAGUUCUGGAUGAAGAAGUUGUUUGGCUUUACUGUGCUCAAGCCCACUGAGAGGUAUGGGCAUGUGCUCUGUGGUUGGAUAGCUGGUCACGAGUCCGAGUACAUGGAGACUCUGACUGAACAAGAGGUGACGCACUCCAUCACACACCUGAUCCGCAAGUUCACAGGGAACCCUAUCAUCACUCCACGAAGGAUUCUUCGUUCCCAGUGGUUUCUGGACCCCUGGACGUGUGGCUCCUACAGCUACACCGCAAAAGGCUGCUCAGGCCAGGACAUAGACAACCUGGCAGAACCCCUCCCCUCCAGGGGGGGGCAGUCACAGCCCCUGCAGGUUAUGUUUGCAGGGGAGGCAACCCAUUCCCGCUUCUUCUCCACCGUCCAUGGAGCACUGCUCAGCGGCUGGCGGGAAGCUGACAGGCUCAUCUCACACUACUCCUCCCCCAACGUGUCUGAGCCAAUGAGAUCAAAGCUUUGAAGAAAGAAGAGCAGUCUUGAGCCUCAUGUCUUGAAUCUAAGCCAAAUGUGAAUUAAAUUAUUGUACCAAUGGAAUACGAUAUGUAAACAUACUAAAGACAGUGAUGAAAUUAAGGAAUAUUACUCAUGAAGCAGAUCUGUUGACUGAAAGAUUUUAUGGAUGAUAAUGAUUUUAGUGAUUGUUAAAAUCAAACAGAAUUUAAGCCACUUGGGACGCUUAUUAGUAAUCAUACCGUUAUAGGUAAUGUUUUAUUAUUUUAUUGAUUCUCAAUAAUCAAAAUCAAAUGUACAUAAUGUACAUUCAUAUUUUGCAAAUAUUUUUU